AUGAGAUGGCGAUUAAUCUAUUCAGGAAGCAAAUCGGAGACAAGCAAAGUCAAAUUAGUUUUUGAGAGACACAUCGUGGAAUUGCAAAACAAGAAGGAUGAAAUAAUGAAUUCUAGUGGUGGUGCCGGAGGUGACAAUAUUUCUGUUGGCACCGAAACUCAAUUACAGAAUGAACUUAUAGCGCUGAAGGGUUUAUAAAGGAUCUUCAAGACAGACUAAGUUCAAAAGAUGAAGAAAUUAUAAAGUAUCAAACGCUAUUGAAAGUCGACAGAGACAAGCAUAGUUUAGCAGCUGCAAGUUUGCAAGAAGAGCUACAAAAGCUGAAAGCCUGCCUUCUGGAGGAAAAGCAUAAGAAUGAAAGUCAGAAAGAGACAUUUGCAAAACAGCAACCCAAUAGAGCUGCUUUGGAACAGUAUAUUUCACAGGUGCAUGCACUGGAAAAGCACACCUCAGAGUUGCAUACCAAGAUAUCAAGCUUGGAAGCCCAACUUCAAUCCAGCAGAGAAGAGAACGUGAGGUGGAUGUCUUUGGCCAAUGACAGACUCAAAGCCAUGGAGGAACUGCGAAACAGGU
Messenger RNA from Acanthoscelides obtectus, 573 nucleotides. The record is from the annotation of a GenBank genome assembly. Lineage: Eukaryota; Metazoa; Arthropoda; Insecta; Coleoptera; Chrysomelidae.